AUGGAAUUCAAUGAUCCAUCAAUUUUAACAGCUGUUAGAUCGAGCGAAAGAAAUUCAAAUUCAAAUUCAACUAAUAAUGGCCGCCAAACAAGCCAAACUGCUACAGCAGAUCAUAUUAAUAAGUUUUUCCAAGAUUUAAAGAGAAAACAUGAAAAAAAGACCAAUGAAGACUCGAAGAAUUCAACGAAUAAUGAUUAUGAUAAUGACGACUUCUCUAAUUCUAAUGCUAAUAGCUUAAGUAAACUUUUGAAAAACAAAAAUUCUGCUGAUAGAAAUACUAGCUUUGAUACUCCAAAAAGCACCUUCGGCAAUGAUAUCAGCAAUGAUACUAGUGACAAGCAACCUUUUACCUUAGAUUUUAAACCAGUUGCUGAAAAGAAAUCUCAUGUGUAUAGCGUUAAUGAACUCCUAGCCAUAUCAGAAGAUUUAGACAAAGAUUUGAUAGAUGGUAUUGUAUCCAAAUUGCCAAAUAAAAAGUUCUGGAGAUUACAAAGAAAAUACCCUGACCAUAAUAAUAAUAAUUCUAAUAAUAAUAAUUCGACUAAUUCGGGAAAAUCCUCAGGUUACAGAAGCCAAUUGAGCAAUAACUCGAAUAGCACCUCUAAUAAUGGGCCUAAUAUUAAUUCUCUUGGUAAUGCUUACUCAAAUGAUCAAGAUAUGCAUGGAAGAAGAAAUAGUAGGUCAAAAAAUACUAGACUACCUCGCUCUAAGAGAGGUGGGUUAAAUAAGUUCGGUAAAGAAAGAAAUUAUAAUGAAGAUAAACAUAAUAACGAAAUGAAUACUGAUGAUUUAAUGGAAUUAGAAAAGGAAUUUGAGCCAACAGGUAAUUCAAUGGCUGACUUUGAAAUGUGGAAAGCAAAAAUGAAAGAAACGGAAAAUAGAAAAAAGGGUAUUUCUAGCACUACUUCUUCCUCUGUAUCAUCCACAAUAAUUAAUUCUUCCAUUUCACAAAAGGAUGAUUUAGGGAAUACCAGCUCAUCUGUCGAUAGACCAAAUCUCACUGGAAGAACUACAAGUUCUAUUUCAGAUUUUUUAAAGAUGAACACAGAAAAAGAAUCUAAAACUAAAAGUGAUUCAGCUGAUGAGUCUAAGACAGAACCGUUAGGAUCUAGCUCAUUAAGUAACAAUGAGUCAAAAAAGACAAGGUCGAAUUUUGUUAAAAAUGAUGUGGAAGAAGGUGCAGUUGGUACAAGUUCAUCAAGAUUUUCAUCAUUUUUUACAAAUUCUAGUCUUUCUACUUCUGGUAAUUCUCCUUCAAAAUCAAAUAUCCCAAUAAACGAGCAAGCUAAUCAAGAGAGAUCUGUAUCAAACUACAAUAGCAACAGAUUGGCUCAACCUGCUGAAAGUGUUCAAACACUACAGUCCGGUUCAAAAUUAAUGUCUUUUUUCAAAACAGAUUCUCGUUCAAGUACACCACAAACGCCAGGUACUCCACUCUCGAACACACCAAUUGCUAGAACAGAAAAUAUAACACCAUUUAUGCAAGGGCCAACAAGUAUUCCACAAAUGCAACAUCAAUUACCUCAACAGCAGCAACAGCAUCAACAACAACAGCAACAAAUACCACAUGCUCAACAAUGUAUGCAACAAAUACCACCACAGAUGCAACAGCAACUACAACAGCAAAUGCGCCAACAGCAGCAUCCCCCAUUUAUGCAACAUACAAUGGGCCAGGUACCUAACAAUAAUGCAUUUUUCCAAAACCUGUUGAAUAAAGGUAAGGACAAGGAUGGUAACGAUACUCCAAUGGCUCCUCCACCGGGCUUAAUACCUCCACUACAAAAUGGCAAACAACAAUUUCCUCCAAAUAUCUCAGUACCACCAGGAUUUCCAAUGCCAAUGCCACCGCAAAUGAUGCACCCUCAAGCUUUUAUGGGAUUCCAAGGACAGCCUCAACUGCAAAGCAACAUGCUGAUGAAUAGCAGUAUGCCAAAUAUUUCCAAUAAUAAAGAUUCCAAUAAGAGUAAGGGCAAAAAAUUUACUAAUAAUGAGGGGAUUCAAGAAAAGAAAAACAGUCAAAAUAUUCUACGUCAAAACUCUAAUUCUACUAUUCCAGAUAAUGGUUCUAACAGUGCCGGUAACACAAUUCCGCCACAAUUCAUGCCAGGCAUGUUACCCCCUGGUUUUCCACCAAUGCAAGGUAUGCCACCUAAUAAUAUGAUGCCACCACAGAUGGUUGGUAAUCAACCAUUUUUCCCUGGUAUUCCACCUCCAAAUAUGCAACAAGGUGGAAAUAGAUAUCCUCCACAAGUUCCAACACCAAUUGAAAAUAUUGAGCAGAAAUCUAAAAAAUAG
This is a messenger RNA of Henningerozyma blattae CBS 6284, 2295 nucleotides long. It is a transcript of the gene EAP1, whose product is annotated as Eap1p. Lineage: Eukaryota; Fungi; Ascomycota; Saccharomycetes; Saccharomycetales; Saccharomycetaceae. The transcript has a single exon. The coding region runs from base 1 to 2295 and encodes 764 amino acids. The record is from RefSeq and is a predicted model, not a curated record.